Ostrea edulis (European flat oyster) is the source of this 1053-nucleotide messenger RNA. RefSeq lists its product as uncharacterized. The transcript is spliced from 2 exons. Gene Ontology annotation, molecular function: nucleic acid binding. NCBI's taxonomy places the organism in Eukaryota, Metazoa, Mollusca, Bivalvia, Ostreida, Ostreidae. Bases 1 to 1053 code for a protein of 350 amino acids. Gene Ontology annotation, biological process: DNA integration. The record is from RefSeq and is a predicted model, not a curated record.
AUGUUAGUUCUGCGAGGAUCUCGGAUUCUUGUUCCUAAAAGUCUGAAAGAGAAUGUCCUUAAACUAGCUCAUGAGGGACAUCCAGGAAUAGUCGUUAUGAAGAGGAACCUAUGGACCAAAUUAUGGUGGCCUGGAAUUGACCGGGAAGCUGAAAAGUUCUGCAGGUCAUGUAAUUCAUGUCAACUCGUAAGUUCUCCAGAGAAAUCAGAACCGAUGAAAUCAACCGACAUACCAUCGUCUCCAUGGGAGCACAUUUCUGCAGAUCUUAUGUGCUUACCUACAGGAGACAACUUGUUUGUUGUUGUUGACUACUACAGUCGGUAUUUUGAAGUUGAUGUCAUGAGGUCUACAACUACUGAUAGAAUUGUACGGAGUUUGAGGAAAAUGGUUCUUACACAUGGAUUGCCAGUGAGCAGAACUACAGACAACGGACCUCAGUUUAGGAGUUCUGACUUUAAGGAUUACUUAGAAAGUGAGGUAAUCAUGCAUAGGAAGACCACACCCCUUUGGCCCCAAGCGAAUGGAGAGGUAGAGAGGCAGAAUCGAACACUUCUCAAACGAAUGAGGAUUGCAUUUGCAGAAAAACGGAACUCUAUUUCCGACACCAGUGUUGAGGAGGAUGUUGAGAUCACAGAUCGUGACGGUCAAAACAAAGGGAAGGGGAAGCUGUACGCAGAUGCGAGACGUCAGGCUAAAGAAUCGGACAUUGGAAUCGGAGACAAAGUACUGGUGAAACAAGACAAGCAGGAUAAACUUACACCGAACUUCUAUGAUGAACCAUACAAAGUCAUCGAGAAAUCUGGAAACGCUAUAACUGUGACUGAUGGGAGAAACGCCAAAUACAAAAGGACCAUUACUCAUGUUAAACAGUAUAAUGAUGCUGAUGGGAAAAACAAAGAUUGCACGAGUGAGAUUCCAGAGGAUUGCGUACCACCUCAGUCAGACGAUACAAACCUGGAAGACUCUAAUGAUACACCUGUACCUUCUACUAGCAGGCCGAAGCGAGAGGCAAGACUCCCCGCCAGAUUCAAAGACUCUGUGAUGAGUGACUGA